CUCUAAGGUGGUUUUGUGUGAGCAAAGCGGAAAGCCAACGAACACAUGCAUAACCCCAAAGGCAGUCAAUAUGGGGGAGAGAGAGAGAGAGAGAGUUGACCGGGUGUCUUGUGGGUCUUUAGCUUUGUUCUUAGCAUUUUCUUAUGGAGUAUGAGUGAAGAAAACGAAUAAAGAAAGAAGAAAAAAGAUGGGUCGGAUUCCAUGCUGUGAGAAGGACAAUGUGAAAAGAGGACAAUGGACACCUGAGGAAGACAACAAGCUAUCCUCUUACAUCGCCCAACAUGGCACCCGCAAUUGGCGACUCAUCCCCAAGAAUGCUGGUCUUCAAAGAUGUGGGAAAAGCUGUAGGUUGCGAUGGACUAAUUACCUCCGGCCGGACCUUAAGCAUGGCCAAUUCUCAGAGGCGGAGGAGCAAACUAUUGUCAAACUUCAUUCUGUUGUUGGCAAUCGAUGGUCAUUGAUUGCAGCCCAGUUACCUGGCCGCACUGACAAUGAUGUCAAAAAUCAUUGGAACACCAAGCUGAAGAAGAGGCUUUCAGGCAUGGGAAUUGAUCCCGUCACCCACAAGCCUUUCUCUCACCUCAUGGCUGAGAUUGCCACCACACUGGCUCCGCCACAGGUAGCUCACCUAGCAGAAGCAGCGCUUGGCUGUUUCAAAGACGAAAUGCUCCACCUCCUCACUAAGAAACGCAUUGAUUUCCAGCUUCAACAAUCAAAUGCCGCACCAGGAAACAACACAGUUCCUUAUGUUACCAGCAAACAAGAGGAGAAAGAUGAUGCAGUUGAGACGAUCAAACUGAAUUUAUCGAGAGCUAUGCAAGAACCUGACAUGCUACCCCUGAAUAAGCCAUGGGAGUCUUCUGGGGCAACAUCGGCUAAUUUUGCAGGGGCCUGUAGCGUUUUCCCUGUGUCUGUUACUGGAUUUCAGUAUGGUCCACCAUCUUUUGGUAAUGAAGGGGGUGGCUCACCAUGGAGCCAGAGUAUGUGUACUGGAAGCACAUGCACAGCAGGGGAGCAAGGCAGGUCACAUGAGAAAUUAAAGGAUGAAAACGGAGAUGAAUCCGAAGGUGGAAAAGAAAUUAAGAAUGCAUCAAGCAUAUUCAAUACAGAUUGUGUUUUAUGGGAUAUACCAUCUGAUGAUCUUAUCAAUCCUAUAUAUAGAGAAGCUUUUAACAACAAAGAAUAGUAUAGGCAAGAACUUCUUAGGGAAGAAUGA
Molecule: messenger RNA, 1216 nt
Organism: Theobroma umbraticum
Lineage: Eukaryota; Viridiplantae; Streptophyta; Magnoliopsida; Malvales; Malvaceae
Gene: MYB80
Product: myb domain protein 103
Source: RefSeq, a predicted model, not a curated record